Molecule: messenger RNA, 393 nt
Organism: Sinocyclocheilus rhinocerous
Lineage: Eukaryota; Metazoa; Chordata; Actinopteri; Cypriniformes; Cyprinidae
Product: sodium- and chloride-dependent taurine transporter-like
Exons: 3
Biological process (GO): amino acid transport; sodium ion transmembrane transport; taurine transmembrane transport
Cellular component (GO): plasma membrane; cell projection
Molecular function (GO): taurine:sodium symporter activity; gamma-aminobutyric acid:sodium:chloride symporter activity
Source: RefSeq, a predicted model, not a curated record
GCCUGGGGCUUGUACUACCUGUUCCAGUGCUUUCAGCCAGAGCUUCCCUGGGCAAGCUGCAACAACAAAUGGAACACAGAAAAUUGUGUGGAAGAUACCUUCCGCAAGAACAAGACACUCUGGGUGGCUGCGAACGCCACUAACUUCACUUCCCCUGUCACUGAGUUCUGGGAGCGAAAUGUCCUCAGCAUCUCAGACGGUAUUGAGCAGGUGGGUCAUAUUAAAUGGGACCUGGCUCUGUGUCUGCUCGCUGUGUGGGUCAUCUGUUUCUUCUGCAUCUGGAAAGGUGUUAAGUCCACUGGGAAGGUUGUGUACGUCACAGCAACAUUCCCAUUUGUCAUGUUAAUUGUUCUGCUUGUACGGGGUGUCACUCUUCCUGGGGCAGCCGAGGGC